Lolium perenne is the source of this 1260-nucleotide messenger RNA. RefSeq names its product uric acid degradation bifunctional protein TTL. Gene Ontology annotation, cellular component: peroxisome. Lineage: Eukaryota; Viridiplantae; Streptophyta; Magnoliopsida; Poales; Poaceae. Gene Ontology annotation, molecular function: 2-oxo-4-hydroxy-4-carboxy-5-ureidoimidazoline decarboxylase activity; hydroxyisourate hydrolase activity. The record is from RefSeq and is a predicted model, not a curated record. Gene Ontology annotation, biological process: purine nucleobase metabolic process; urate catabolic process.
UCAUCUUCUUUCUUUCCCCACUCGACACUCCCUACCAAAGCAAAAUCUUGGACUGUACCGUCUCCGGAUCCGGAGCAUCCUUUUGGGGAGUUUUGCGCAGUCCAGCAAGCCACCAGCGAAGAUGGCGACGUUGGCUGUGGAGGAUGUGCUGCGGGUGAACGGUUGCCGCCGUUUCGCCGCCGCGCUGGCCGCCGCCUCUCCCUUCGCCUCCCUCGCCGACGCGCUCCUCGCCGCCCGCCGCAUCUGGCUCAACGAGGUCGACGUGAAUGGAUGGCUGGAGGCCUUCGCCGCGCACCCGGCCAUCGGCACCACCUCUCCCUCCGUCUCCAAGUGGAGCAAGGAGGAGCAAUCGGCAGCGAUUUCCACAGCCACUGAUUCGACCGCGCAGGAGCUGGCCGAAUGGAACGCCAGAUACAGGGACAAGUUUGGUUUCGUGUUCAUGAUAUGCGCGUCUGGGAGGACUGCCCCUGAGGUCUUAGCUGAGCUUAAGAGACGUUAUGCAAAUAGGCCAAUUGUUGAACUUGAGGGUGCGGCACAGGAAGAGCUGAAGAUCACUGAGCUGCGCCUUGCAAAGCUUUUCUCGUCAGAGGCUGCUGCUCCCACUACUUCAGCUGAAGGCCAUAUUAGCCAACCAGAUAAAGCAGCAGACCGCAUGCGGAUUAUUGGAGCACACCUUGGAGCUCUACCCCAGCCUUCUGCCAAUAAAGCUUCUCAAACUACAGGUAGUUCGAACCGGACACGCCCUCCUAUCACAACCCAUGUGUUGGACACUGCUCUUGGAUCACCAGCAUCUGGAAUUGAAGUUCACCUGGAGAUGUGGAAGGCUGUGUCAAGUCCCCCGUCAUUCGAGAACAAAGAUUUUAACGGAUGGACAAUGCUAGGCUCUUCAAUUACAAACAAUGAUGGACGCAGCGGUCAACUGAUGGACAUCGUCGACAAUGUGGCUCCUGGUUUCUACCGCAUAAGUUUCAAUACCUCCAAGUAUGCACCGUCAGGGUUCUUCCCUUAUGUGAGCAUCAUAUUUGAGAUAAAAAAGAGUCAGACGACCGAGCAUUUCCAUGUUCCUUUGCUGCAUUCUCCUUUCUCCUUUACCACUUACCGUGGCAGCUAAGAUGUCAACUUGCGUGUAAGUUGCAUCUGAUCAGGGAAGUGUUCCUAGAACAUGUUUAAAUGGCUAUGAGUCUGAUUACAUGUCACUGACACUAUUAUACUUUACUUAAAUAAUAUUGUUCCAUCUAACGGGAACGUUGCAAUGGCAAA